Thlaspi arvense is the source of this 1240-nucleotide messenger RNA. Lineage: Eukaryota; Viridiplantae; Streptophyta; Magnoliopsida; Brassicales; Brassicaceae. The record is from the annotation of a GenBank genome assembly.
UUUCCAAGUUUCUUCGGAGAAGUCUAAGCUUUUUACCAUCAGAAUUGCGUAAUUAUGUUUUACAUACUUUCUUUUUUUCCAGAGUAAUCUCUGUUUUGAUGACUCUUUUAAUUUGCAUUUAGGGUAAUAGCUAAAUUCUUUCGCUACGAGCAUUUAUUUUUUGGUUUUGUGAUAAAUUUUGUUCGUUCUCAGACAUUUUGGCUCUCUUAGUUUAGAAGAUAUCGUUUGUUAAUCUUCUUAAUUUUGAACAUUUGUGUCCCUCUCAUGAAGAUCAGGAGGCAUAGGCAAUACUUUCCUUCUUGUUUGUUUCUUCCCCAAGUAGAGGAGGAUGAAGCGUGGGAAAGGCGAGAAAAAGGGAACAAAGAGCCGAGAAGGCAGCGGUCAAGUAGUUCCAAUCACUGUUUCAGUGAACCGGUGGUUAUAGCCACGGCUAUGGUUGGAACAAGAUCAUGGAUAGGAGGUCUCUUCACACGCUCCAAUAGACGACAAGACAAGUCAAUAGACUACACAUUGUCUCCUCUUCAGGAGGAAAGACUUCAAAGGCUGCAUGAUCGUUUGCUUGUACCUUUUGACGAGACACGUCCUGACCAUCAGGAAUCACUUAGAGCAUUGUGGGAUGCUGCAUUUCCGAAUGUUAGUCUCACAGGUUUAGUUACAGAACAAUGGAAAGAAAUGGGAUGGCAAGGUCCCAAUCCAUCUACAGAUUUCAGGGGUUGCGGGUUUAUCGCUCUAGAGAAUUUGCUAUUUUCCGCAAGAACUUAUCCGGCUUGUUUCCGGAGGCUAUUACUGAAACAAAGAGGCGACCGGGCAAAGUGGGAGUACCCUUUUGCGGUGGCCGGAAUCAACAUCUCAUUCAUGCUGAUUCAAAUGCUCGAUCUACAAAAUACUCCAAAGCCGAAAUGUCUUCCAGGAAUACAUUUUCUCAAACUCUUGGAAGAAGACGAGAAGGCAUUCGAUGUACUAUACUGUAUAUCUUUCGCAAUGAUGGAUGCUCAAUGGCUUGCCAUGCACGCUUCUUACAUGGAAUUCAAUGAAGUAUUGCAGGCGACUCGGAAUCAGCUAGAGAGAGAGCUUUCUUUGGACGAUAUUCAUCGGAUUCAAGAUCUCCCUGCCUAUAAUCUCUUGUUCCAAUAGUUUUUUUUUUUUUUUUACUCUUUCAUUUAGUUUGAUUUCGACUUUUAUGUACAUUUACUAAAUUUAUGAACGAAAAUAAAAUGUUAAUUAAUGCGAAGAAGGUAGA